Molecule: messenger RNA, 978 nt
Organism: Seminavis robusta
Lineage: Eukaryota; Bacillariophyta; Bacillariophyceae; Naviculales; Naviculaceae
Source: the annotation of a GenBank genome assembly
AUGGUCGAGGAGACGGCGUCACCCACAGAUCGAGUCAUCACUAGCAGCCCCACUGCUGGAGAAACCACACAGGAACCAACGGCAAUGCCUUCCGGAGGUCCCACCAUGACAAUCACAGACAGCCCUACAACCGCCAUACCCGAAACAAUGGCCCCCACAACCGAGUCUCCCACGUCGAGCCCCACGGGGCCUCCCGUCACCAUUGGACCGACAUCCAUUGUGCCGGGGUUGUCCGCGGAAACGGUGGCCAAACAGGGAGAUUUUAGCACCCCUCAGGGACAAGCUUUCUUUUUUGUCGAGGGAUAUCCCGGAUUUGAAGAGUUGCCGGAUUGGAGGAAACAGCAACUCUUUGGCAUGGCCACCUUCUUUAAUGCCUUUAAUGGUCGGAGGUGGCCAUUGAGUCGUCGACUCAAUUGGCUGGAUGCCGAUUUCCACGAAUGCGACUGGGCGUCGAUUCAGUCGCAGCCGUGUGAUUUGGAAAAUAAAAUGGAGUUUUUGGGGUUGCUCAAUGACGACUCGUUGACAGGGUAUGUGGCACCCGAGGUGGGCCUCUUGACGGAAUUGGAGGAACUCAGUGUGGAUCUUUGUGGAUUGACGGGAAAUGCCACCACGGUGCUUCCAGAGGAGUUGUCGGCAUUGUCCAAUCUGCGCUUGUUUAGCGUUUCUCGAAACGCCCUCACGGGAACGAUGCCAUCCACCAUUUCCAGUCUCAGCAGCCUACAGUUCUUGCAUCUUGACGACAAUCAAUGGACUGGAACGAUUCCCGCGGACUGGGGUCAAUUGACUUUUUUGAGGGAAAUUAAUAUCGGCGGUAACAUCGGCCUGACAGGGACCAUUCCGUUAGAGUGGGCGGCUCUGACAAAUUUGGAAUCCCUUAUCAUUGAAGGCACAAGUGUCUCCGGGGCUAUCCCGACUGAGCUCUGCAAUGUGCCUACCCUCACCGUUACGGCCGACUGCGGAAACAUUGAGUGUUGUUAG